CGUAUAAUAUUAUACCUCCCCCUUUGCGACUUGAAACUCUAUCAGUCUGAAACAUAAUAUCUUAUUCCUAUAAAGUGGCUCGAGAAGAUGAAUGAUUUGUCCGUUAUUCCCAUUAGAUGAGUGUUCUAGAUUGAAAAAUGUUUUUUUAGUCUAUCUGCACAUUUUUAACUUGCAAAGCGCACUUAUCAAAAGUUUACUUUGUAAUCACUGUUUGGUGGUCAUGGAUACUAAGAAAAUACAGAAUGAUACAAACACAUUUUUUGGCCGAUUUUCGCAGAUUGUUGAAGAGGCAUUUGGUACUACUGAACGAACAACUUACAGUCCUGAUCUAGCUGAGUUGAUGAAAGAAGGUGAAAAACGGAGAAACUGGGCAGUGAGCAUUUUGGAACAACUUGAAAAUGUGAUUCAACCGAAUCCAGCCCUACGAAUUGAAGAUCUUAUACUUAGAGGAAUGAAUAGAGAGAAAGUUCGCCUGAGUGCUAAUGAACAGUUAGGUGAAAGUAUGGAUCGUAUUAGUAGCCUAAUUAAUAAAAACUCACAAUAUGGUUCAUCGGGUGAUGCACUUAAGAAAUGUGCAAUGGCUCAAAUGGAAAUUGGACAAUCUGAAAGAAAAUUGCAAGAAACUGUCACUUCAGAAUACAUUAAAUGGUUACGCUCUUACAUAGCAUCUGAAGCCAAAUUAGCAAAACAAGAACGAGAAAAAUUGGAAAAUGCUCGAUUGGAUUUAGAUCGUAUUAAAACAUCAAAGAAACGUGCAAAAGAUAACAAACAACAUACAUUUGAUCAAUCGUUGAAAGAUGCCGAAUCAGCAUUCAAUAUUCAGUGUGAAACCACUAGACGUUGUUUACAAGAAAGCAUAGACAAAUUUGACUCACAAAAAGAAGAGUUGAAAAAACUUUUAAAAGCUCAAUCGGAACACUUUAGAGUGUGUUCAGAUGCAGUGGAAUCGGCAUUACGUGCGAUCUAAAAAAAUAUCCGGAAACUCAAACUAAUUCAAAACGAAACAAAAAUUGCGUCAGUCAGUGUGUAUCAUUAAAAACUAGAUAACAACAGAACCAUAUUUCAUAGAUCACAUAAAUUGAUUCUAUGCAAAUUUUAGUCAUCUAUAUGAUAAAGGUUAUUUAUGCAAUUUUAUGAAAAACCACUUUAACGUGCACCUUAACUUGAUUGUACAUUUUUUUUACUUAUUAUUCAAACACUUCUUACUGAUACUGUUUUUCUAGAAAACUUCUAUGUUUACUGUGUUUAAACUUCUGAUAUAAAAUAGUUUACACAUUUGUAUUCAUUAUUGUACAACUUUUUAAGAAGUAUACUUUUUUUGACUAUUCGUACGCAACACAUAGGGUUAGCUUGUUAGUCAUAAAUCAUAUGAACACAAAUAUGGAAUAUCCGACGUUUCUAUAAUUAGUAUCAGAACAGAACGAGAAAUUUAUCAGGAUGAAAAUGAAGGAGCUUCAAUCAUUUUUUGUUGAUAUUAUAGAAAAUCAAUGCGGCCGAAGCAAUGUUUGUAUAUAACAAAGGUAUGAGAGUUAGUAAUUCGUAUUUUCAGCUUGUUGAAUAUAGCCCAAUACGUACGAUCUGGUUGACGGAGAGACUUUGUUUUCGGUUAGCGAUUAAAAUGGUUUUGGAACUUGAAACUGAACACUGGUAGGGGGGUUAUUUUAGGUACAGAACUAUCGGCAAGACUAUAAUUUAUUAAUGAACCAAUCAGAUUUCAGAUCACAAGUCUUGGAUUUUGGUGCAAAAUUCAUUCACUUAUUUGGCUAUAUACCAUUGUGGUGUUAUAGCUGAUGCCAGUUCGUGAUGAAAACAUUAAUAGGUCAACCGCACUAAUAUAUAAACCUCAUUUAAUCCUAGUAGUUAAGUGGACAUUUCAAGAUCAUUUUAGCUUUGUUAAAAGGUCGUCAGUAAUCAUACGCUAAACGAAAUAAAAAAUAUACGACCCAACUGAUUUGUACAUAUGCUAUUUAUUUUAGCUACAUUUGUCAUUAAUUUUCGAGGUUUGAUCACAUCUAAUCUCUUUUACUAGUGUCUUACCAUUGUUGUACCUCCAUUAUACUGAGGAUCCAAACAAACCCAAUAUACAUCGACGUACGUCGUUGAAAAUGAUUUAUCAAAUUAGUUGUACUAGUAAUUCAAAUGCUGUCUGUUUGACCGGUUGAUUUUGCUUGUUCAAACAAAAGCUCACUUUUUAAUCCUGGUAAAAAAGCAAUAAGUUAUUAAAACUUUGAGGUAGAUCUACAUAAUUAAAUCAUUUAUGCUACAAAACAAGUGAAGUUACACUAUUAUAUACUGCCUGAUGAUAAGGAAACACUUUUCAAGUCCAUUCAAAUCUCAACUGUAUAUCUUUAAACAUUUAAUUUUCUUAUAACCUUUUCUAUUUAAUUAUAAUUACAGAAUGAAGAAACGAGGGUCCUUCUUUAAUAAUCAUAUUAAUAGUAAUAAAACGAAUGGAUUUCUGAUAAUGUUCCUCAACAUUUACAUCAUUUUAUCAUUUCGUAUUUACAAACUACUUAUAUUUCUACUUAAAUAUCUGUGAUACGUUUAGAAUUUUUUUGAAUGUCACUUUUUCAUACAAAUUUUUUCUUUAACAAUUACUUGUGUUGUUUCAUAACGAUUUCACACGUAUAAAAGGAAAUAAAUGCAGAAUAAAUGUUGAUUUCUUCCGCG
Messenger RNA from Schistosoma bovis, 2670 nucleotides. Lineage: Eukaryota; Metazoa; Platyhelminthes; Trematoda; Strigeidida; Schistosomatidae. The record is from the annotation of a GenBank genome assembly.